Emericellopsis cladophorae is the source of this 4431-nucleotide messenger RNA. Its product is annotated as Protein SERAC1-like protein. Gene Ontology annotation, molecular function: metal ion transmembrane transporter activity. The transcript is spliced from 9 exons. Gene Ontology annotation, biological process: transmembrane transport; metal ion transport. The record is from RefSeq and is a predicted model, not a curated record. NCBI's taxonomy places the organism in Eukaryota, Fungi, Ascomycota, Sordariomycetes, Hypocreales, Bionectriaceae. Gene Ontology annotation, cellular component: membrane. Bases 1 to 4431 code for a protein of 1476 amino acids.
AUGUCCGUCGCAAAUAUCCAACGAGCGGCGCGGCUGUCGACUGGCACCGGGACCGGGACCGGUGGGCUGGACACGUCAGAUUUGGAAAGGUCUAAAGAGCCCGAACUCGAAGAUGCCAUGUCCUUUACGCCCCCGGGUGCAUCUCCAGUACCUGUGGUCGCCCCCGUACCUGCGGAGAUAUCAUCAGAGGCCUUGGCAUACCUCCACGGCUUCCUCCGCGAGGGACAUACAGUUCCUAAAAGAGAGGACAUUGCGUAUAUGCUACAGCUGAAGCCCUUGCGGGAGCUGCCUGGCCAAUGGCUGGACGAACACGCAGGGAGCAAGGACCUCGACCGCCGGGGUAACCCUUGCGACUGGAACCUCGACCGCCUACAGGCUGGCAUCAGACCGCGGAGACGUGCGAAUCGGAAAUCAUCGAGCUAUGAUGGGACUGGGAGCGAUGGAAUGCCUCGAUCUCCGAGGUCGGGGUCUGAGGGUGUAAACGAGGUGUCGAAGCCCACAUUACCACUGCCAUCUUUGCCUGCGCCCCAGAUGUUCGACGACACGAUGGAUGACUGGGAAGAAGCCCCAGGCAGGCUUCUCGUUGAGAACACAACCAAGCCUUUAGCAGGCUCCUUUGUCUGUAUACUGGUACAAAAGGCGCCGGAGAACAAGUCGGCAUCCGGGCUCUCUGAGGAAUCGGGACAGCAUUCGCGAGAGACACGUUUCAUCAAGGAUCCUGAUGGCGAUAGCACUCACGACCAGACCACGGUCGACAUCAUCACCGUGCCAUGCCCUGGAGGCGAUGCUCUCCGCAGCUGGAAUCGCGAUGGCCUCCUCGGGCGCUACUUUGGUGCUCCAGCUAUGCGCGACGCUGAGGGUGCGAGUGGCAAUCUGCAAGGUGCCUCGUGGGUGAGGCAGGGAAUCCGUCGGGAGGCUAAUGUCGCGAGGAUUCUGCUGUAUGAGCACCCUACUCUCGAGGAAGGGACGACAAUAGGCGACCUUGCAGACGCUUUGCUGGAAGAUUUAAGGGCAACGAGAGACGAGAGCUCCGAUGGACAGCGACCCAUCGUCUUCCUCGCGCAUAGUCUGGGCGGUCUCGUGGUGAAAAUGCUUCUCGCGAAGGCGAGUCGCGACAAACGGUUUGAGGACAUACUAAGAGAUUGCUACGGAGUGGCAUUCUUCGGAACACCCCAUCAAGGCUCGAGUUACUUCUCGAUGCCAUCUCUCGCGCCCAGCAUUCAAAAUCUCCUCCAGCUCAAGCAGCCUUUGCCGCUGUCUAUCACAAUGGAUUUGAGUCCAGGCAAGUCCCUACUCCUCCGAGCUGACGAAGCAUUCAAAGACAUCGCCCACGACCUCAGGGUGUGGACAUUAUACGAGACCAUUGACUCCAGGCUCAGCAGCAGCAGAGCAAGAGGCGACGAGGACAGGGAGAAGAAGGACAACCUUUACUUCACCGCACCGCUAGCCUCCAUCAAGUCAGCGAUCAUGGGCAUGCGACAAGAAAGGAUCUUCCCUCUGCAAAGCGACCAUGCAAAUGUGGCCUCGUUUGGACGACACAAUGCGCACACUCUCAAGCUCUUCUUGAGACAGCUCGCUGGUCUCAUAGGGCGAGCGGACGCUAGCGUACGAGAUGACCAAAACAGUGGCGCAAAGUGGUCUCUCCAUCUGGAACAGAAAGUUGGCGUGGAGGUCCAUGGUUUCUUCGACGAUGCGACCAUUGGCCAUGAUCCGGUCAUACGCGCGUGGUCGACAAAGUUGCCCCUCCAGGAAUUCCUUAGAAAGGGUCCCGAGGAGUGUUUACGCGAAAGGCUGAGUGAAGUUUCGGAUGUCCCUGACGAACGACAGUUCCUACGAAACAGAGGCCGGACUAUGACUAUGACUGAGGCAGAGAAUGACCGGGUCAGGAGAGAGGCUGCUGCCAGAGAAGGGCUGGGCAUCAGGAACCAACUUCUUCAGUCGUCGACGCCGCCAAUCUCGCCCGUUCUCCGCCCUGUUGAUUCGUCACCGGGAUCAGCCCCUGAAAUUAUCCCCACGCACCAACAGCAUCAGCAGAUUCGACGCAUGUCGUCACCUCCACCUCCCACCGCGGCUAACUAUCGCGUGCCCACGGCGUCUCGGCGGUCAACAUCUGUGAGGCGCCCAUCACCGCUCAUCCGAGCAGACCUCGAGCAGGAGGCGAUCAUAGACCGUCUGUCUCCGCCGUUACGAUCUCGCUCUGCGGGCAGUAUGGGCCGAUCACUAAGUGACCGGUCCUCGCCCGGCGGAUACCGCGACUUUCCACCAUUCUUACCGGCGAGUGUAAGCAGUGUCGGGAACGAAGCGGACCAUGCAGCUGCCGACGACAAUAAUGACAUUGACUGCUCGCCCCAACUGCCGGAGGCGGUUGUCGCACUCCGCAAGGGUGUCAAUUCGGGGCAAAUAAAGCCGCCCGAAACAGCUGUAGCGGAAGAAGCUCCAAUCUGUUUUGCCAGGCCUGAUGUAAGCCAGCGCAAGUUCGUCUGGAUCCAUGUGCCAUAUAAUAACCCGACCUGGGUCAAGAACAUUAUCGAGACUCUCCAGGUUUCGUACAAGAGGAAUUACUCCGCUCUGUACAGUAACGACUUUUGGGCUUCAAAGCACACCAAGGGUCGACACUCUCAGCAUUAUGCGUACUUUGCCAAGCCCGGUUGCUAUUACACAGCCCCUCGAAACUCGUCCAGGAGACCAUCGAUUUCCCCUCUACCGGCUUCUCCCAGCAUGGAAGACGCCAUCUCGCUAUGCCUGUUCCUACCCUAUCUUCACUUUGACUCGUAUAAGCGUCUUAUUCAUCGAAGAUCCCUCAUACUGCAACGCUUGACCAGAGGUCGCGCGCGUCCUGUGCCGGAUAGUGUCGCUAAAUUGGAUUCCCUGGAGGAGCAAGUGGUGUGGGAGUUUCUGGGACAUGAUCCGCCCAUCAAUUGUCGUCGAACGCUCGAUCAGUUUGGGUACCCUUCUCUCAGGGACACGCGUGGGCGAGAUGACGACCAGAUGCUUUAUAAGCUGACGAAAGAGAGAGAGAACCGCUAUGGCGAGCACCAGAGGGAUCUGUAUGCUCAGUCACUGAAUAGCCGGUCGGCUUCGUAUGGAAGUCAUCGUAGCUGGCGCGAGAGGCUAGCAGGCUUAGACGAUCUACAAGCCGAGCAGGAGCCGGAAGAUAACUUGAUUCGCAACGGUAACGUGCUCAUGGUUGAUCAGCUGUGGCUCUGGGUCAUGCACUCUCAUACACUCCUGUCAUUCUUCCCGAAGCGGGAAAGCGACCCUAUCGAGGGACCCCUGUACCAACAGGCAGACCUGCGCGAUAGUAUCUUCAACGAAGUGAACGUUGACUUGACCAGACAGUGUGAGAAUGCGCUGGACCUUGCUGCGCUCUCGGCACUCCACGCGGUCAGCGUGCUUCUUGACCGCGCUUCGCACCCCGAUCUUGAAAUAUUCCGCAUCUUUGAGGAAGCUAUCAGUGUCUUGACAGAGAAAUUGACAAACUCCUUGAAGGCAUUCCGCCUGGAGGGAUUCAGGGACAAGGCCUCGGCAUACGAGCCCGUCGAGAACAAGGAGCGGUCGAUCCGCGCUCGCCACAAGGAAGAAGGCCACCGCGCUGAGCGUGAGAACCGCGACAACACCUCGGCACUCCUCGAGCUUCGCGAUCUCGAGGACGAGCUGCUCGUCUUGCUCCAACUUUUCGACCGCCAAUAUGCCGUCCUUUCCAGCAUGCUGACCGCAUACGAUAGCCCAGCGCUUAGAGACAAGACAGCGCGCGGGCGGGGCUUCAUCGCAGAAGCCAUCCGCAGGGUCGGAGAGUACCGCCACCGAGCGGACGAGAUGAUUGUGCGUGUCCGCGCCACCCGAGACGACUACGACAAGCUCCUCCAGAUGGUGCAGCGACAGGCCCAGGUCGACGAAGUCCGACUCAGCCGUCUCCACGCCGAUCUUGCCAGUGCCCAGAGCCGGAGUGUCAUGAUCUUCACCGUGUUUACCGUCAUCUUUUUGCCACUCACCUUCUUCACGGGCUUGUUCGGUAUGAACACCCGUGAAUGGGAGGCCGAGACGCCCACGCUUGGGUUUAUCGGGUACGUGUCACUGCCAGCGAGCUUUGUCCUCAUUCUUGUCAGUUUCAUGACGGCCUUCAGCACGCAUACCCGAAAGGUCAUACAGGCGAUCCAGUCCUGGGUCUACUACUGGCUUCGGGCGGCGCAUGACCACACGCUUGGCCCUGUGGUCGAAGCCUACAGACAGCGGCAAUACGAGGCGCAAAGGAAGAAGAACAAGGGGGGCAGGGGCAAGGAGGACGGACGACGAGGCUUGAAGAAUGAAGCAAGUGACUUUUGGGAGCGUCACAGGCUCGAGAGGGAGCAGGGUUAUCAGAUUCCAGAGGUAAAUCGCAGGGUUGCUUCGGGGAGGAAGACUGGGAAGAAGAAGGAUAGCAGGACGAGGUGA